Molecule: messenger RNA, 1129 nt
Organism: Prunus persica (peach)
Lineage: Eukaryota; Viridiplantae; Streptophyta; Magnoliopsida; Rosales; Rosaceae
Product: peroxidase 10
Exons: 4
Coding region: 39-1028 (329 amino acids)
Biological process (GO): hydrogen peroxide catabolic process; response to oxidative stress
Molecular function (GO): peroxidase activity; heme binding
Source: RefSeq, a predicted model, not a curated record
UAUAUACGGUGCUGCUUCUACUUUCUACUCUGCAAGAAAUGGAGCAUAAAUUCUGGGUUGUUACCUUGUUUUGCCUCUUGUUCCUCAGCCCUCUUGUGUCCUGUCAGCUUAAUUAUAGAUUCUAUGAUGCCACUUGUCCCAACCUGACCAGGAUUGUUCAAUCUGGCGUUUGGUCAGCUAUUGCAAAUGAUUCUAGAAUUGCAGCCUCACUUUUGAGGCUUCACUUCCAUGAUUGCUUUGUUAAUGGAUGUGAUGCAUCUUUGUUGCUUGAUGAUACCGGCAGUCUUAUUGGGGAGAAAAAUGCACCGGGCAACAAAAAUUCAGUCAGAGGUUUUGAGGUGAUUGACACAAUCAAGUCAAAUGUGGAGGAAGCUUGCCCAUCCACUGUUUCUUGUACUGACAUAAUCACUCUUGUGUCAAGAGCAGCUGUUUAUUUUAGUGGAGGGCCAUAUUGGCCUGUACCCUUGGGUCGUCGAGAUAGCACAACAGCAAGUGAAAAUGCAGUUAGGGAACAGUUGCCAUCACCCUUUGAGCCCUUGGAGAACAUCACUGCAAAAUUUACAGCAAAAGGCCUUGACAUAAAGGAUUUGGUUGUGCUCUCAGGUGCACAUACCAUCGGCUUUGCUCAAUGCUUCACUUUCAAGACAAGACUCUUCAACUUUGGUGAGUCUGGCAAGCCUGACCCAACAUUAGACGCAUCACUUUUACAAAAUCUGCAAAGUUUGUGCCCAAAUCAAGCAGACUCUGACACUCAAUUGGCUCCUCUGGAUCCUGUCACUUCAACCAAGUUUGACAAUAUAUACUUCAAGAACCUUGUGAACAAUUCUGGACUUCUACAGUCAGAUCAAGUGCUUAUGGGGAACAAUAGAACUGCUUCAAUGGUUUUUGGCUACAGCAAAUUACCUUUUCUGUUUUACAGGGACUUUGGGGCAUCAAUGGUGAAUAUGGCCAAUAUUGGUGUGCUCACAGGAAGCAAUGGAGAAAUCAGGAAAAACUGUAGGGCGGUGAAUAAAAAAACUACUGCCUAGUUGUUAGUGUGUGUGUGUGUUUUGUGUUAAAUACUUACAAUAUAUGCUCUUGAAAUCACACGUUUGGGCUAGUUUGGAAUUGCUUUCACUUUUUUAAAAAA